UAAUGUGUUUCAGAAAUGAAACCAAAUUUCGCCUCUGACUCAAAAAUAAACAGGAAAACAAAGCCUAGACGUCUUCUAUAAACAAGGGCUCGGCAAUUCUCAUUGACGAUCAGUCCACCUGCGUCAAAGGGUGAAAUGUAAGCGGCAAUCCCUUUACGUGUAAUAAUCCUGGAAUGGAGCUAAACUAUGCUUGGUCAACAAAGGUGGGCUAUUUUCUUGUUUGUAGGCCUAAAUACGCGUAGCCGAAUCAUUUUCCAGGUCCAAUCAGUAGCUAGGGGCUUGAUUGCUGAAGGUAACUGAAGCUGUGGUUACCAUGGCGGCACACUUUGACACAGAGUACCAGCGCCUAGAGGCUUCAUACAGCGACUCUCCAACCGGAGAGGAGAACCUACUGGUGCACAUACCUGAUGGAAACAAGUCCCCGUGGCACCACAUAGAGAACCUGGACCUGUUCUUCCAGAGGGUCUAUAACCUGCACCAGAAGAAUGGCUUCACCUGUAUGCUGCUGGGAGAGGUCUUUGAGCUGGUUCAGUUGCUGUUUGUGGUAGGGUUCACAGUCUUCUUGGCUAACUGUGUGGACUAUGACAUUCUGUUCGCUAACAAGUUUGUCAACCACACCGACUCCUCCAAAGUCACUCUGCCUGACGCCUUCCUGCCUGUGGACGUCUGCAGUGCAAGUAUCCGUGACAACGUGACAGUGAUGUUUGUGUUGAUGAUAUCUGGAGUGUUCUGGCUGCAUCGCCUCAUCAAGUUCAUCUACAACGUCUGCUGCUACUGGGAGAUACGCUCCUUCUACACCAACGCACUCAAGAUGAGCAUGGCAGAGCUGCCAUACUUCACAUGGCAGGAGGUUCAGGCCCGGAUCGUUGAGAUCCAGAAGGAACACCAGAUCUGUAUCCACAAGAAAGAACUCACAGAACUGGACAUAUACCACCGUAUCCUGCGCUUCAAAAACUACAUGGUUGCCAUGGUAAAUAAGUCCCUCCUUCCUGUGCGUUUCCGCCCGCCACUGCUCGGGGAGAGUGUGUUUUACACCCGCGGCCUCAAGUACAACUUUGAACUCAUCCUCUUCUGGGGGCCAGGCUCUCUGUUUGAGAGUGAGUGGAGUUUGAAGCCGCAGUAUAAGAGAGGUGGUAACAGGUUGGAGCUGGCAGACAAACUGGCAUCACGUAUACUGUGGAUCGGCAUCGCUAACCUCUUACUCUGUCCUGUCGUACUGGUCUGGCAAAUACUGUAUGCCUUCUUCAGCUAUACAGAGGUGAUAAAGCGUGAGCCAGGUAGUUUGGGAGCGAGGUGUUGGUCUCUGUACGGUCGAUGUUACCUUCGCCACUUCAAUGAGCUCGACCACGAACUGAUGUCACGGCUCAGCAAGGGCUACAAAGCGUCCUCUAGGUAUAUGAACUGCUUCCUGUCCUCGUUGCUGACGGUGGUGGCUAAGAACGUGGCGUUUUUUGCUGGCUCCCUAUUGGCUGUCCUCAUUGCUCUGACCAUCUACGACGAAGACGUCCUCGCCGUGGAACACGUCCUGUCAUCCAUCACCCUGCUGGGAGUGUGUAUCACUGUCUGCAGGUCUUUUAUCCCAGAUAAACACCUGGUUUACUGUCCAGAGCAGCUGCUCAGGGUGAUUCUGGCUCACAUCCACUACAUGCCAGACCACUGGCAGGGCAACGCUCAUCGCUACGAGACACGAGACCAGUUCUCACAGCUCUUCCAGUACAAGGCUGUGUUUAUCCUAGAGGAGCUGAUCAGCCCCCUGGUGACUCCCUUCAUCCUGAUCUUCAGUCUGAGGAGGAAGUCUCUGGAGAUCAUUGACUUCUUCAGGAACUUCACCGUGGAGGUGGUAGGGGUGGGAGAUACCUGCUCCUUCGCUCAGAUGGACAUCAGACAGCACGGACACCCCGCGUGGAUGUCUGAGGGGAAGACAGAGGCAUCUAUUUACCAACAGGCGGAGGAUGGAAAGACUGAGCUUUCCCUGAUGCAUUUUGCCAUCACCAACCCCCAGUGGCAGCCCCCCACUGAGACCACUCACUUCAUCAGCCAGCUGAAGGAGAGAGUACAGAGAGAGGCUACAGGAGACAGACACACUCUCACCUCACUGUCCGGGUCAGAGCCAAGGAGUCUGAUAGCUAACUUCCUGGCAGGUCCCCCCUCAUUGGCCUCUCUUCAUCUGGGGCGGGACGGCUUCUUGACCAAUCACGGGGCGGUGGGUGUUAGCGACGGGGCGUCAGCCUUGCGCUCCCUCUCAGUCAGCAGCAUGAGGGGCAGCUGUAGCUCCGCCCAUAGGUCAGCCGGACACGCCUCUUCUGCAAGCAGAGCCAUGGCGGGAUCAAGUACUGAUGCUCGAACUGCUAGUUCAGGCAGUAGUGUGUGGGAAGGUCAACUGACAAGUCUUGUCCUAUCAGAAUACGCCUCCACGGAGAUGAGCAUCCACGCACUCUAUAUACAUGAGCUCCAUAAGCAGCAGUCUGGAGGGGAGUUGUCCCGGCACACCUGGCACAGGCAGGACAGUGACGACAUUAGUGACAGCAUCACUGAGGAGGGGGGUUCAGGGUCAGGGAACACUAACCCCCGAAACCCCAUCCCCCGCUCACACACCUUCCCUAUCUCCACCCCUAUCUCCACCCCCGGCCCUAUCCCCAGCUCUAACUCGGGCCCUAACCCUGACCGAGGUACCACUCCGGGACAGGAAGUGGCACCACUCCAGAGCAACAGCCAGCGUCGCUACGGGGGGAACACGGACUCUGUUGGCUCGGGGGGCAGAGUGGUGAGGUCGGCGCGUGUGCCCAUGGGGGGUUGGGCAGAGGAGGGACGAGGAGGCCGACACCCCGACACUGUACCUGAGGAGGGCUCAGAGGACGACAUGCCUCCCAACAUACACAAGGUGUUUACAAAAUCACACACACACACAGGUCUUGUGUCUGUGUAUGGGGUUCCAUAUCAUUGUUUCCCUCUCCUCAGGUGACGUAACUGACCAGGGAGACCCCCCCCCCCCCCCCUCCUUCGCAAACACAUCACACAUCCUCAUCCUACCAGAGAAGAACUUCCUGCUCAUCUGUGAACUUUUGACCAUGGCUUCACCUUUGACCCCAGAUGGUUAGACCUGUGGGAUAGCAGCAUGCCGUGUUAUUCACUCUGGGCUAGAGAAAAACAACCGAGUAACAGUGUGAAGAUUACAAGGACUUCUUCUUGACACCCUCUGUGGAUGACACUUCAGCCAAUCAAGUGACGGUGGUUGAUGACUUCAUCAUAACUGACAGCAUAGAAACCGUAUCAUAUUUGUCGGCUUUUAUAGUUGCCUCCUAGACACUAAUCUAAGGCCAGCUUUAUGGUUUGUCGCCAUAAUGGUUAAGGUUAGGAUUUAGGGAGGAUAAACUGAUCAUAUCUGUGCCUAAGGGCAACGUCUAUCCAGAGAUUACUUUUUCUUCUUGCAUUCGUUUGCAAAUUACGUGUGGGUGUAAACUGCAAUUAAUGUACAUUUUUAAAGAUAACAGACAAGUUUGUCAUUUUUUUAAAUUCUUUGUUUUUUCUCUUUGUGUUGCUUAUAUUUAUUGCACUUUCAGAGAAAAAUGGUGGUGUGUGUGUGUGUGUGUGUGUGUGUGUGUGUGUGUGUAUAUAUAUAUAUAUGCAUGCACAUAUAUAUGUGUGUGUGUGUGUGACGUGACAUGACAGGAGAGCGGACUUCCACCAAAGUAUGACUGCAUUGGCACGAGGAAUCCUUUUGGGUUUGGGUGGUAGAUUGGGUGAUAGUGUUGUACAAAGAUCUCAUAGACAUGAAGCAGGCACUAAACCGAUAUACACCGUGUGCAUAGACAUACUGUUGUAAUUCAAAUCAGGACAUUGGACUAUUCUAAGUAUAUCAUUGAGGUGUAGAUAGUUAAUAAAUAGGGAUAUACAAUAAACACAUCAUAGUUAUUGUUUUUGUUUCAUACAAACACUAUUUAAUUAAAGAAAGCAAACUUACCAGGCUGGUUGGAACAUGUAACUUCAGCCUCUUCCGUGCCAUAUUUAAGCGCUUAAAGCGGCAAUCCACAGUUGAAAUCAUAACAAAGCACCCCCCAUCACUGUUUCAGUAAAAGGUUGAAGGAUGGGGCUGGAGAAAUGUAACCACACUCAAAUUCAUAGACAGAGCUGUGGAUGCAAGGACUGACCAUCCAUUCCGUUUUAACCAUGUUUUGACGCUAUACAGUGUUUGUUUACAUUUACAAAUGUAUAUUUUGGCUUCUGAUGGGGUGUGACAGUGGAACUAAGCUCAUGGUGCAUUUAUAAGUUAUACUCUCCAAGAAUCAAUGGGUUUAUAUCCAAGAUGGAUUUAAGUCCAAAAAAUGGAAGUAGUAACUGCAGAUUGCCCCUUUAAGCACAACCAUCCCAUAACUAUACAGCAAUGAACCUUCAAUCAACACUAACAGCUGGAUAGAAUAGUCAGCAUCAGGCCAACUGCAUGUUUUUUCUGCCCAACUGUCUGGGGAAGAAAGAGAAUGCACUUUAAUGACUUUUGUUGAAUUCAAAGGAUGUCAGUUAUCAGUAUAUUGAUUUUGAUCAUUUCAUAUUUGUAUGACUUUAUUUUAACCAGGGCUUGUGCCACCUUCAGAGAGUUGAGGUUGAGAUGCAUGGUGAUUUACAGGUGUUUGUUUUUGUUGUUCACACUGAUUCUGGACUCACAAGUAGACUAGCCUGGUCCCAGAUCUGUUUUAAGUGCUGUAUAACCAACCCAAUAUGGUCGACCAUACAGCACUAACAGAUCUGGGACCAGGCUAAAGAUGACAGAUGCUUUCAAUAGAUACUGUCAGAGACUACAGCUGGGUAUUCAUUUCUAGAAGGCAAGGUCUGCAGCGCUGCUUGCUUUAUUGAUUGAUAUAUUAAUGUAAUUGAGUGGCCAGCCAGAGAGUCCAAUCUGAAUCAGAUCCUGGAUAAAAAUAGAAGGCAGACCUGGAGGAAUGGAUUUGAAUAAUGUAAAGGGUCUCCUGGGAUACAGUGGUACAAGUUUAACAACGUGGUACUAGGAUGCCUGAGCUAUAGCCUAUCUGUAUCUGUUGUUUUUAUAGAUUGUCCUGUAAAUUGCCAUUUUGUACAGUUGUUAAAUCAUCAAUAAAAAUGUAUUUAAUAA
Molecule: messenger RNA, 5104 nt
Organism: Salvelinus namaycush (lake trout)
Lineage: Eukaryota; Metazoa; Chordata; Actinopteri; Salmoniformes; Salmonidae
Product: autophagy-related protein 9A-like
Exons: 19
Coding region: 314-2962 (882 amino acids)
Biological process (GO): autophagy of mitochondrion; protein localization to phagophore assembly site
Cellular component (GO): phagophore assembly site; autophagosome
Source: RefSeq, a predicted model, not a curated record